Messenger RNA from Cottoperca gobio, 3167 nucleotides. It is a transcript of the gene phf23b, whose product is annotated as PHD finger protein 23b. The record is from RefSeq and is a predicted model, not a curated record. Gene Ontology annotation, biological process: negative regulation of autophagosome maturation; positive regulation of protein ubiquitination; negative regulation of autophagosome assembly. The transcript has 5 exons. Lineage: Eukaryota; Metazoa; Chordata; Actinopteri; Perciformes; Bovichtidae. Gene Ontology annotation, cellular component: nucleus. The coding region runs from base 593 to 1555 and encodes 320 amino acids.
UUACCCAGAAUGCCCUUUGGGAAACACUGCGCUGGCAGCCUCAAUAGGUUUCUGCCGCGCACGGAGAAGACUGUGCGGAAUAAAGUCAAAACUCCAGUCGUGUUGUGUGCCUACAGCGAAGAAACGAAAAAACUUAAUCGGAGAAGUUCAUGUUACGGACCUACAUUAACUAGUAAUUGCCUUGAUCUAAGGAGUUUUUACAAUAUUUAAAUACCGAGGGUUAUACAAAUGUAGCGACGAAGAAAAAGGAGCUUUAAGUGCACCACGUAAAGCAACAGAGGAAUUAGUAUUUUGUCGGGCUAAUAACGUUAGUGUAGCGUUCAGUGUAGUUCAGAGGCGGUUUGCUUGUGGACCGUUUGCUGUUGUAACGGAUCUUCAGGGGGGGGGGAAUAUUACAACUUCGACCCACAGUGGAGUGUUUUUGAGGAAGAGUCGGUUCGGUCUUCCGCGCCCUUGGCUUGCUGCUGCUAAAGUUCCCCGGCGGUAAGGUGCAGCCACGCCGGGGGAAGGCACAGCGCGACGGCCGCUACUCUCCGGCUAGCUCGCCCGCUGCUUCUGUUUCUUGGAUCGGGGCCUUGUCGGUGAGGCUACAAUGCUUGACAUAAUGUCUGAGCACCAAGAUUCACUGUUGUCAUGCAAAACGGAACCUUUGCCCCCAGAGAGGAAAAAGAGGACCGUUGAAGACUUCAACAAGUUCUGCAGCUUUGUCCUGGCGUAUGCAGGUUACAUCCCCAGUCCAAAAGAGGAAAGUUCAUGGUCUCCAACAUCAUCCAGCUCUGCACACAGUUCAGGGUUGUCAGCAGACGGAGGUGGUGGAGGAAGCAGCUCCACUGGCAACACUUGGGCAGACGGAAGCUCUGACAUCCAUACCAUCCAUACAUUUGUUCGUAAAGCUCGAGCAAAUAAGGGCAAAAAUAUUCGCCGUAUGCACUCUGAUAGCACUCUGCUGGACAAGAUGCGCCUUAAAGACUCUUUGUACGAGAGCCAGGCCAGCUCUAAGGCCGAGCGCAAGAAGGACAAAAAACUGAAAAAGCUGUCACUGGGUUCUGCCAUGACGGCGGCAGAUAGUGGCAGUAGUGAAGGCGAAAAAAGAGCCCGCAUCAAACGCAGCAAAAACUCAAAACAGCCAAAGCCUAAGAAGCUUAAAACUUCCGCGGCUCAAAGUGAGACAGACUCUGAGGCACGGCAUACGCAUACAGAGGUACGACCCGCCAGAGAGGAGCUGACGGAGCACGGGGGCUCCACCGCAAGCAUGGAGGGCCUGGGGAAGACGGAGCCAGACGAGUCCCUCAGGGAAGCAGAGAUGAGCUCCAGUGAGGGUGAGACCUGGAUCGCCGAUGAAGACAUUAUGGUGGAGUCAGGGGACGAUUCAUGGGACUUGAUCACCUGUUACUGUGGGAAGCCAUUCGCAGGACGGCCAAUGAUCGAGUGCAACCAGUGCGGCAUUUGGGUGCACUUGUCGUGUGCAAAGAUCAAGAAGUCCAACGUUCCAGACAUCUUUUACUGCCACAAGUGCAGGGACUUGCGGCGGUCUGGACACAAAAAAGACCCGUAGGCAUGACGAGGAUGGGAAGGACAAGGAGCGCCGCCCUGUUUUUGCUGUCCUCUUGACAAUUGUUUUCUUUGAUGCCUACAGCCAAAACAGCCUAAAGUAUCACCUGGAUGGCAACUGUAUUGUCAGUUUGUAGGAUUUCUUUUGACAAUCACAACCAUUCUUAUUUAUCCCUCACGGUUUCUUUUUCUUUUCUUACUUUUUGUUUGGCGACUGAAGAACUGGACAGAAGGUGACAGUGGAGAAUCAUUUAUUUGUUACUAAUUAAUUCCUUCAUUAAUUGGCUUUAUUGUUGUAUACUGUGCUUGUGACGUGCACAUAAACUUUCACACUUACUCUCAUAUUCACUGAAGGUGUAUUUUGACUUGUAAAUUAUUUCUCGAGGAUUUUAGACAAAUCAGUGGAAAUUUCCUUAAGUGUCUCAAGGAGUACCCUUUUCGGGUUGAUGGCCCUCAACUUCGAAUCAAUGCAAGUUUUACACAUUGGCAAAACAUUUAUAGCGUAAGAGUUGCAAAAUGUCAACCCUGUUAUUUGUUUAGAACUAUGUGAUAAUGAUAGACAGGCAGCUCAUUUUUUAUUUGUGAUCGUAUUUUGGCGAUUUUAUUUUUGAGUUUGCAUUUUUGUUUUGGUUUGUCAGUGAUGAUCACUGAACUUCAACAUGUAGAGAUGUCACUCCUCUAGAAUAAGUGAUCUUUAAAUUCAUAGAAUCUGUCUACAUUUGCUGUUUUGCAUCUGCAAUUGGAUCUAAAUUGCUACAUUUCAAAUUGCACACAGACAAUUCUCUCGGCAGUGCACUUUUUAAAUAUAUAUAUAUACCCAAAUAUCAUUCCACUGCAUACAUGGGUGGUAUUUGGUAUAUGAUGAGCUUCGGCUGAUUUAAAUCUGUACUUGGCAUGUAGCUGUGUACAUUCACGACUGAGCGCUUAAUGUUUCUCCCUGUCUGGCUUGUUGGUCAAUGAUAGCCAUUUACCAUGAACGACAUUUCCAUUGAAAGCUGUUAAAUUUUGAUGUCUUUGUUUCAUGUGUGGUUUUUAGUUUUUCAUGUUUCAAAGCUCACCUGACAUGAGGGCGUAAUGUCGCCCUAAGACGAAUGGUUUGGCAGUCCCUUUACACUAUCAAAAAGUGGCUCUGAGGCUCAUUUACGAAUGGUUGUAAAAUAUUGUUUUCCUGUUUCAUGUAAUUGUUUAUUUCUUAGCUUUCUGAGAAGCGGGAUUAGAGAUGCGCCCGCAUCAGAGAAUGGACAUAAGAUUGUCUCACAUCGAGAACAAAGUUGUAGUGUACAGAAAAUAAGUUGACGCCGCGUAGGUUGUGGCGUUUGUUUAUGUUGUUUGGUUUUACCAUGUGCUUUUUCUUUUGUUGGUGGGAGAGUCUUGGUAAGUCUCCAGUAGCAGUUGCACUCUCUCUACAACUUCAAUUCUUGUGUACAUAUCCUGUUCUUUGACAACUGUACAUAUGUGAAAGUGAAGAGAGAAAAUACCCAAGCAAAAUCUAUAUUUUCUGCAGUCUGAUAUUGUUUUCUUUAAUUGUAGCUUGAAAAAUAAAAGUCUUUGGGAACAUAAUGGGGGUAUUUUAAAUCAUUUGUAUUGAAAGUACACAUAAAAAAAGACUUUUGAAA